Panicum virgatum (switchgrass) is the source of this 727-nucleotide messenger RNA. RefSeq lists its product as uncharacterized. The transcript has 2 exons. NCBI's taxonomy places the organism in Eukaryota, Viridiplantae, Streptophyta, Magnoliopsida, Poales, Poaceae. Bases 69 to 419 code for a protein of 116 amino acids. The record is from RefSeq and is a predicted model, not a curated record.
CAUUAUUGCAACAACAAAAACACAAUCCAAUUGGUGAAGUUCCAGUUCACCAAAGACCACACCAAGAUAUGGCCCAGAUGCGCUCUGCUGGCCUCCUGGCCGCGACGCUGCUCCUCCUCCUUGCCGCUGCAGCAGCAGUUUCAGGUCCACCAUCUCCUUACAAACUCCCAGCCUGCCAGAAUGACAUCGACGCACUGUGGCACAACUGCAAGCAGUACGUCCAGAAGCAGGGGCCCAAGCAGAAGCCGUCGUCCGCCUGCUGCAGAACGGUGCAGGACGCAGAUGCACAUGAGUCCUGUGUCUGCGACUACCUGGGCUCCCGCGACGCCAAGGAGAAAUUAAGCAUGGAGAAGGUGUUCUACGUAACCAAACAGUGCGGUGUCACAGUACCUGCAGGCUGUGGGUCAAAGCAGUCCUGAGACGUGUAAUUGGCUGAACCUGAAUGGAGGAGAUUGCCUAACACACGCAAGGCAGCUAAAUAAAUAAAGUUGGUCAACCGUUAGUUGAUGAUGUUGGAGUACAAUAGCUGUACUGAUGUUCACACAUAUAUAAACUCUAACUAAUUACACAAUAUAUAUUGGUAUCAAAGCUGAAAACAAUAGCUGGCUCAUGAGAGAGACGGACCGUCUUAUUUUCUUCCCUACUGUCUGAUUUUCCAUUCAAUGAAGACAAUGUAUGCAUAAAGCAGCAUAUAUAAGCAAUGGAAAUUUCUAAAAGGACUUCUCUA